Messenger RNA from Lachancea meyersii CBS 8951, 1641 nucleotides. The record is from the annotation of a GenBank genome assembly. NCBI's taxonomy places the organism in Eukaryota, Fungi, Ascomycota, Saccharomycetes, Saccharomycetales, Saccharomycetaceae.
AUGACCACUGAUCUUCAACGAAAGCGCAGCAACUCUGCCCUUCCAGCAUUCCAAAGACUACCCAACAAGACUAAAGAUAACUCCAGAACCCGUUUUUACAGCAUUUCAUCUAAAAUUGUCCCACAAACUAUUCGGGUUAGUGAACAUAGCGAUGACGAUGAAACUGAGAAUGUACGGUCAAACAAAAAGGAUAUAGAGGUGUCAAGCUCAUCUCCAGCUCUUCACAGCUUAUCGAAAGUUGGAUUUCAAUCGAUUUACCAGAAUCCUGGCAAUAGAAAGAGCCAAAAGAGCCUGGUCGGUACAAUUGAUCAAGGGCGCAGAAUCCGAACGGCGAGCUCAAGCUCCUCAGUGAAAAGCAAUGGCAUAACAAGCUAUCAUUCCUACCAGAGUGAAUCUAACGUUUCCACAAUCAGCAAGAAACAGAGCCAAAGUUCACUUUUAGGCAGAACUAGCACCGUGCGAAGCUCCUCCAACAUUGUGAUCGAUGAGGGAGAAGAGGAAAGACUGAGCAAUCGCAACCUAAAGUCUGCUGGACGCUCUCCAUCGCUGCAUUCACCAUCGUCGAACGCCAAGAAAAACCCCUUUAGUAUGGCCGCAAGAAAACUCUUCAGCAGGAAAGAGGGACGUUUGGAAAAAUCACGGCAAGGUCUCAAAUCUCCCACGUCGGGAGCCUCGUCGACUUUUGGCAAGUUUCUCAAUAGCAAGUAUGGUAAGCAUGUUGGGAAGGCUACUGCGCACCACAAAAAUUCGGCCGGGAGCCUUAUAGACGCGGGGAAGUCAAGUCAGAGUUUUGGCGCGAACGGUGCCAGCACCUCAAACGAUGUAUCUUUACAAUUGACACAGGAUUCCAGCUUGGAUGCAAGUGACGUACAAAUGCUACACGAUUUGAUCAAGAAUUUGCGGUCUUUACAGAGCAACUACCGCAGCUUCACCGACGAAGAGCUUGAUGCACUCAUGAGUAAUAUAUGGGGUGUUUUCUGCAGCGUAGCAGUUACUUUAUUCAAAAACAAAGAGUUAUGGGAACUACCCGCCAAGAUUGAAGACUUAAACCAUGUCUUUUCGUUUUACAUAAAGCUCAAGAUCGCUUCUCAAAGCCGACACAGCAGCUCAAAAUUCGUUAAGGAGGUCGAAGAAUUCAUGACAACCUGUUUAUUCAUUUUAGAAAACCAGAUUGUUUUCAAUUACAGCAAUGAGAAUACUAUAAACACGGCACUGAAGCGACUCUGUCUAAUUUGGGGUGUAUUCUAUCAGCAGGUUUAUCACAACGUAAUUGCCAUCUUUCUGCCGUUAGAAAUAAGCUUUCGAUCUGACACAAAAUACUGGUCGGAGGCCAAUCUCAAUUUUAGUGGCGACACUUCAAAUGGGCUACGCGCAGGUCUACUGUCGCUCGACAUUUUAUUGCUGAAAAGCUUUCGGGAUUCGAUAGUUUCUCCUUACUACGGGAGCUUCAUCAACAGCAAUGAGGGCGCAAGUAAAAGUUUCCAUGUGUACAUCAUGAACGAGGAGGAGGAAAAAGGCGUUACUCAACGGGAUAAGUUGACGCUGUUACAAUGUUUUGGUAUUUUGUCAUCAAUAAGGAACACCGGUAUUAAACAGAAAGUCAUUGAGGAAUUAUUAGUCGGCAUCAGAAUGAGUAUAUGA